Messenger RNA from Betta splendens (Siamese fighting fish), 1194 nucleotides. RefSeq names its product serine-rich and transmembrane domain-containing protein 1. The transcript has 3 exons. The record is from RefSeq and is a predicted model, not a curated record. The coding region runs from base 371 to 712 and encodes 113 amino acids. Gene Ontology annotation, cellular component: intracellular membrane-bounded organelle. NCBI's taxonomy places the organism in Eukaryota, Metazoa, Chordata, Actinopteri, Anabantiformes, Osphronemidae.
UGUCCGUCCUCGCGUGUCCGUCCGCGCGGGUCCGUCCUACCUGAUUGGAGGAACGGCCGCGCGGCUCGUUCUCUGACAGGACGCCGAGCACGCUCCGCUGCCUGGACCCCUGGACCUGGAACGGCUUGGUCGUGCUGGAAGCCAAUGCAAGGAGAAAAACAACGUUACCAUGGUUACCACGGCUUAAUCAACAUGCAGAAACACAUAAUAGAGAGAUAAAAGGUGAAACAGGGGCCACAGACACACUUGUACCACAGCGCACAGCCCUUUACCGUGAAGCCCCCUACUACAGCGGAACUCACCGUGAGGAUCAGCGGACGCGGUCGUGAAAUCGCCGCUAACGUUUCCCGUUUGGAGACCAUCAGGCAGGAUGUCAGGGAUGGACGUCCCGGUGGUGGACCACAACGACACUGUGAUCUCCCCAAUAGCCAACGGCACCAUCCUCCGCUUCUCCCCGACCUCUGCCUCCACGUCGGCCGCCGCCUCGUCGCCGGGACGUCCGGCCAACGUCUACGUUUACGUGUGGCUCUUCCUCGGCCUGCUGGUUUUCCUGCUGACGCUCCUCAUCAUCUCCCUCCACAGGCUGAAGAACAUCAUCUCCUCGUCCUCCCCGGUGCCCGACUGCAGCAGCGAGGGGGGGAGCUCCUUCACCAACAUGGAGAUCUGCAGCAUCACAUCCCAGCGCUCCACCAUCUCAUCGCUGUCCACCUGAGAGAGGGGGUCGGAGGGAGUGUAUACACACACACACACACGCGCGCACACACGCGCGCACACACGCGCGCACACACACACACACACAUACAGGUGCAUUUUACACCAGCAUGCAUGCAGACACAGAGACCAGAGGCUCAGCUCCUCCUACUGUGACACACAAACAAAACGAUCACCAGCCGCAGCAGGAACCACGUGCGUUUGCUCUUCAUGCAUGCAUAUUCAGGAGCAGGUGGUCUAGUGGGUCAGGAGGCAGAGGACACACAACUCAGCGUGAUGAAGAGGUCUCAUGAGGGACUGGACCCUUCUGAGCCGGACUCUGAGACAAGCGAGACCUGAGAGGAUAAUGCAUUCCACCACUAUGUCACGUCACGCUAUAGAACAAGUACCACUGUUUGAAUGUGAAGCUUUGUACAGUAUGUCCUGAAGCAUCAUGUCUGUAGACCAAUGUACAGAAUCAGCAUUAAAAUAAUUUCCAAGGCC